GGGUCUGUUAUAAUGUUUAAGGUGAUCAGGGGGUCCAUAAUUAAUAAUAAUUGCAAAUAUGUUUCAUUUAUUUUUAUCAAUGUUACUCUUAUAGAAAAUGCGAAAUAAACGGAAUUUGGUGGAAUAACAGCAACUCUGGGAAACACGAGUUUGCCAAGUCCAAUUAUCAGCCAUGUGUUUCACAAGAAGUACUAGAGAUGCACAAUAUUAAAGAAGACAUCCACGAUAUGAAUGUCGAAAGAAUCAAGCUUGUUAUGUAUGUCUACAUGAGUGGUUAUGCCGUGUCCAUUUUCCUGCUGAUCAUCGCCUUGGUCAUUUUUGGUUUGUUCAAGCAGCUUCAUUGCAGUCGAGUCACAAUACAUUCCAAUUUGUUCAUCUCCUAUAUCCUCAGUGGCUCUAUGUGGAUUGUAUUUUAUUCCGAGAUGUCAUUAAGCAACGUUUCCAUUGAAUCGAGACCGACUUGGUGUUAUGUUUUACACGCCUUCACACAAUACACAACGCUCUGUAAUUAUGCCUGGAUGCUGUCAGAGGGUAUAUUCCUACACUUUUGUUUGGUUCACGUAUUCUCUGAAAAAAAGAAAUUGCUUAUUACAUGCUGUGUCGUUGGAUGGGUUGCACCAAUCUUUUUUACUGCUGUGUAUUGCGUGGUGCGCAUCAUUGACGGGGAGAAAGAAAAUCACGGGUGUUGGUUGGAAAUUCAAUGGUCGUUUUGGAUUCUUUUAGUGCCUAUCAUUAUAUCUUUAUUGCUCAACCUGAUCUUCCUUAUCAAUAUUUUGAGAAUCAUAUUAUCAAAGAUACGAUCUUUCAACCAGAGAGAUUCCAACCAGUUCAGAAAAACCGUUCGCGCCAUCUUUAUACUCGUUCCUUUGCUGGGGUUACAGUAUAUACUAAUGCCACUGAACAACGACUCAUUUAUUUACAAGAUCACUGUCGCAGUAGUGACAUCCUAUCAGGGUGCAGUUAUUGCCGUGCUGUUUUGCUUUCUCAAUGGCAAGGUUAUAAAUCUUAUUAAAAGAAAAAUAAGAACAAAACAAUGGCAUACUGGUUCACAACGUCUUCCACAAAGAAGUUCUCUUAGAUCGAGCUCAAGAAAAAGCAAUUCAUCCAAGAAGGAGGAAUAUGAAUUAAAUGAUAACAAGGGUUCACGAGCUGCAUUCCUACCAAUAAAGACAUAUGGAAUCGAACACUGAUUGUCAUCUCCCUCGGGAGAUGACACAUUAAGAUUGUAUGCCGGAAGUGAAGUCCUAGUGUAAGCCUCCAUUAAUCUUUCGGGAGUCCUCGAUGUUUUACAGAGUUCCAA
This is a messenger RNA of Saccostrea cuccullata (small rock oyster), 1300 nucleotides long. RefSeq names its product calcitonin gene-related peptide type 1 receptor-like. Gene Ontology annotation, biological process: cell surface receptor signaling pathway; adenylate cyclase-modulating G protein-coupled receptor signaling pathway. Gene Ontology annotation, cellular component: plasma membrane. The transcript has 11 exons. NCBI's taxonomy places the organism in Eukaryota, Metazoa, Mollusca, Bivalvia, Ostreida, Ostreidae. Gene Ontology annotation, molecular function: G protein-coupled peptide receptor activity. The coding region runs from base 198 to 1190 and encodes 330 amino acids. The record is from RefSeq and is a predicted model, not a curated record.